AUUAAAUGUCUAAUAAUACACCCUUUUAAGUAUAUCUUAGAGUGAAGCCCUUUUUAGAUAAUAGGUAAUAAUAUUUAUUAUAGUUAGUCAGGACACUUUAAUAUAAGAGUUAGAUGAAAAGAGAAUAGUAAUAAACAAAUAAGGUAGAAAUAAUAAAGAGUUUCAUUUUGAUCGAAUAUUCAAUAAUGAAAAUAAUGCUUAAAUCUUUUCUGAGAUUCUCUAGGUAUAUUUUAGUUUAUUAAAGGGGCUAGAAUAAUAUAAAUUAUUUUCUUGAGGGUUACAAUACAACGAUUCUGGCUUAUGGUAUAACAGGAUCUGGAAAGACUCAUACAAUUUUUGGUAAUGAGAAAGAUGAGGGACUUGCAUUUCAAUGUUUAAAUUAUUUAGUUGAAAAAACAAAGUAAUUAAGUCAUUAGAUUUUAGUGCAUACGAAAAUACAUUAUUAGAAGUUAGUUUUAUUGAGAUAUACAAUGAAACAAUAAGGGAUCUCUUAAAUACUAAUUAAAAAUCAUUAGUAAUAAUGUAGGAUAGUUAAAAAGGAUAAUAUAUAUCUGGAGUAUAGCAAAUGGUUUGUAAGAAUUGUGAAGAGGUAAAAGAUGUUUUAAAUCUUGGAAAUUAAAAUAGAAGUCUGGCUUAGACAAUUUAUAAUGUUUCAUCUUCAAGAUCUCAUGCUGUCAUUCAGGUAAACUUAUCCUAUAAAAUUGAAAAGUAAUAUUAUAACAAUAAUCUCUAGUCAAAUUUUAACUCCAAAAUUGUUCAUUGUAGAUUUAGCAGGCUCUGAAAAAGUCUACUUAGAAUAGAAAUCAAAAAAUUANAAUGAAUCAAAAAUGAGAAUUUGA
Paramecium sonneborni is the source of this 839-nucleotide messenger RNA. Lineage: Eukaryota; Ciliophora; Oligohymenophorea; Peniculida; Parameciidae. The record is from the annotation of a GenBank genome assembly.